AUGAAUCGUUUCUGGGAAGUUGAAGAUAUUUCGCCAUUCGUUAAGAAGGAAACCGAAACAGAUGUAUGCGAAGAGAUCUUUUGUUCCACCCACAGUCGGACGUCAAUUGGAAGGUACAUGGUAAUGCUUCCAUUCCUAGAGGACGUUUCAAUGCUUCAGGACAAUCGAUCCGUUGCUUUUCGUCGUUUCCUGAUGCUCGAGCGGCGAUUCAAGAGAGAUCCCACUUUUAAAAAGUCAUAUUCUGAAUUUAUUGAUGAGUACGAGGCAUUGGGUCAUUGCCGCGAAAUCAAUGAAGCAGACGAUGAUCCUACCCAGGGACGUUACUACAUUCCACAUCACGCCGUACUACGACCAACCAGUUCAACGACGCCGAUUAGGGUCGUGUACAAUGCCUCUGCCAAGCCAAGUUCAUCUGCCAAGUCCCUUAACGAGGUACUUCUCGUCGGAGGUGUUGUCCAGAGUGAUUUGUUCACCAUUCUUCUUCGUUUUCGCAUACACGCCGUUCUAUUUACCGCUGAUAUAGCUAAAAUGUAUCGGCAGAUACGAGUUACUUUGUGUCACACACCAUUUCAACGAAUUUUCUGGCGGAAGAAUUCCACUGAAUGUCUUCGUGUUCUAGAGCUGCUAACAGUUACGUACGGGACAACUUCGGCCCCAUUCCUCGCCACCAGAUGCCUUAAUCAAUUGUGCUACGAUGAGGGUGACCGAUUUCCGUAG
This is a messenger RNA of Wyeomyia smithii (pitcher-plant mosquito), 717 nucleotides long. RefSeq lists its product as uncharacterized. The coding region runs from base 1 to 717 and encodes 238 amino acids. Lineage: Eukaryota; Metazoa; Arthropoda; Insecta; Diptera; Culicidae. The record is from RefSeq and is a predicted model, not a curated record. The transcript has a single exon.